AUGGCCAAUGCAACGCGUCCAGGUGGUGGUUAUCGAAAGGGGGACGGAGCACAAGAAGAGAAUCUCUUUCGACGAUCAGAUUAUUUUAGAAGUCUCGAUGUUGGUCUUGACGAAAUUCAGGAAGAGUCAUGCGAACGAUCUCAUUGCACAUCACAGUGUGACCUCGAUUCAUAUUUCGAUUCACAGAAGAUGUAUCCGAUGGAUGAAUAUGGAGCUAUUUACACGUCAGCAAUGGCUGCUUAUCGAGAUCCAAUGUUGAAUGGAACUAUGUUAGCACCGAAAUAUGCUGUUGGAAUGCGAAAGAAAAUUGAAAACAUCUUUGCCAUAGCUUAUCAUCACAAACAUGAUUACCUCGUUUUAUCGGCUUUAGGCUGUGGUGCAUUUCGAAAUCCGCCCGCUCAUGCUGCAAAACUAUUUCAUACAGUUAUUGAACAAUACACAGGCUUUUUUCAAGAAAUCAUAUUUGCCAUUGUUGACGAUCAUAAUACAGGACAAAAGCAUAAUCCACAAGGUAAUUUUAAAUCAUUUAAAGAAGAACUAGAUGGACUAGUAGUACGACCGAUUACAUGCUUCAAUCAACCGAAUACAACGUAUGGCCCUUAUCGAGUCUUAUCUAAUGGUUCGACUGUGAAAGAUGUUCGCAUUCGUGAUUUACUACCAUGUCAUUUCGGAGCCACGUGUCCAGAUGUUUAUGAUACUAAUCAUGUUGAUCAAUUCUCUCAUCCACCUUUAUGUAUAGCUUUUACUAUGUAUGAGAACCAGUAA
Didymodactylos carnosus is the source of this 765-nucleotide messenger RNA. NCBI's taxonomy places the organism in Eukaryota, Metazoa, Rotifera, Eurotatoria, Philodinida, Philodinidae. The record is from the annotation of a GenBank genome assembly.